Messenger RNA from Tympanuchus pallidicinctus (lesser prairie-chicken), 8445 nucleotides. It is a transcript of the gene ST6GALNAC3, whose product is annotated as ST6 N-acetylgalactosaminide alpha-2,6-sialyltransferase 3. Gene Ontology annotation, biological process: ganglioside biosynthetic process; oligosaccharide metabolic process. Gene Ontology annotation, molecular function: alpha-N-acetylgalactosaminide alpha-2,6-sialyltransferase activity. The record is from RefSeq and is a predicted model, not a curated record. Lineage: Eukaryota; Metazoa; Chordata; Aves; Galliformes; Phasianidae. The coding region runs from base 273 to 1190 and encodes 305 amino acids. The transcript is spliced from 5 exons.
AAUCCAGCGGGGCUGUGAAUCGAGCGGGGUCACGUGAGGGAGGGAGGAACCGUGCUGGCCCCCAGCCAGUGGAAGGCCGAUGGGUGGAACAAACCGGGCACGAAGAGAUAGAUAUGAGUAACGGAUCCUGCGUGCGUGGUACCCGCGUCUGCAUCUACAAGAAUGUGGGCUCUGGCGGCGGUGCGGCUCCGCCAGCCUUUUGCAUGACACUGGAACUGCUGCUUAUAAAGUAGAAUCCCGCUGCUCUGUGGUAGGAAGGAUAGAGAAAGAACAUGGCCUGCAUUUUGAAGAGAAAGUCUGUUGUUGCCGUGAGUUUCAUUGCAGCAUUCCUCUGUCUGAUCAUUGUUCGUCUCACAAAUGAAGUCACUUUCCCCUUGAUUCUAAACUGCUUUGGACAAACCAGUGUCAAGUGGAUACCAUUUUCUAAUGGCCAAAGGCAGCUUCUGAGAACUCACUAUGGAUAUGUAAACGUGAAAACACAAGAGCCUCUACAACUGGACUGUGACCUCUGUGCCAUCGUUUCCAAUUCCGGACAGAUGGUAGGCCAGAAGGUGGGAGCUGAGAUAGACAAGUCCUCCUGCAUAUGGAGAAUGAACAAUGCACCCACAAAGGGCUAUGAGGAGGAUGUUGGGAAGAGGACGACCAUCAGAGUGGUCUCUCACACAAGUGUGCCUCUCCUGCUCAAGAAUCCUGAGUACUUUUUCAAGGAAACCAACAGCACUCUUUAUGUGAUCUGGGGACCUUUUCGAAACAUGAGGAAGGAUGGAAAUGGCAUUGUAUACAACAUGCUGAAGAAAGCUGUUGACAGCUACCCAACUGCCAAAAUCUAUGUGACAACGGAAAAGCGCAUGAGCUACUGUGAUGCAGUGUUUAAGAAGGAGACAGGAAAAGACCGAGUCCAGUCAGGUUCAUAUCUCAGUACGGGUUGGUUUACCUUAAUUUUGGCUAUGGAUGCCUGCUAUGGAAUUCACGUCUAUGGGAUGAUAAAUGACACCUACUGCAAGUCAGAAGGCUUUCGCAAAGUUCCCUACCAUUAUUAUGAGCCAGGAAGAGAUGAGUGUGAAGAAUACUUUCUACAUGAAAAUGCUCCGUAUGGAGGCCAUAGGUUUAUCACAGAAAAGAAAGUAUUUGCUAAAUGGGCCAAGAAACACACAAUAAUAUUUACACACCCCAACUGGACGGUAUCUUGAUACUGGUUUUCUUAACUCCCCCUGAAUAGCAUAAUAGUACAAAAUUGUAUCCGUUUACAAUAAUUUUGCUUACAUCUGGCAGGCUUUUUUCAGCCUGGAUAACAGUAAAUUAAAACCAGGUUCAGCUGUUAAGCGAAGUUAACCAAACUGUGGAAGGCAGACACAUUGCUUGUUAUUUCUAAGGGUUUUACUGCAUCCAAUGCACUUUAUGCUUUAACUGGAUUUUUCUUCAGUAGUUAAAAAGAGAUGAGAUUUCCUGUAUUUGCAGAUGUACACAGGGGACUUGGUUGUCCUUUAAAACUUGUCCAUCACCUUAGUUAAUCAAAAUUAAUAUUUGCGGCUCAAUUGCAGUUCCAAAAGUACUGCAGAAAUAGUUUCACCUGUGGUAUUAGCUGGAAUUUUCCACAAAGGAAAUGUGAAGAAAUAUACGGACUUCCAAAGUCUAGUUGUCUUUUCUGUGAGUGAGCAGAUGUUAAAAAACAUCUCAAUACUUUCACGUGCGAGCACUUGGGUAUAUGAUAAUAUUAGAGAUGAGCUAAACGUGGUUCUUGAACUGCACACAGCUCUCUCAUCAGAAAAUAUUACUUGCUCAAGGUUCUUGAUUAAUUCAUACCUUCUAAAAUGCAGCUUCAUUCCAUCCUGAUCAGUCUGUACCAUCUUGGAUGAUGUGUUUUAUGUUUUUUGAAAGCGCUAUCCAACAGUUUUGCUCCAGCAGUGUGGACCUGGGCUCUCUUUUAUAGCCCACACUGAACCUUUUGUUGGUGUAACUAACCUGCUGUUUAGUAUCCAAGCUGGUUAGAGUAAGGCUGUCACAUGAGAGCAUCUCCAUUUUCUCCAGUUAUGCCUCUGAGUUGCUCCAACAUCCAAAGGCAGCAUUGACAGUAUUUCCCUUCUAGCCACCAUAAUUUAUGUUUCGAGCUUCUCCAUCUUAAAAAAUGGGGAUGAUACCAUCUACCUCACAAGGGAGUUGUGAGGAUUAAUAUGAAUCCAUAAAGCACACUGCUGAUAAAGAUUGCUAUGGUGCAUUCAUUCUUACCACAAAAACAAUGGUACCUGUCAUUUAUUCUUGUCCGUUGGGUAUUUGAAGAAAGUGAUGGCAUGUCUGGAUCUGAUGGCAGAUUGCUCUGUGUGUCCUUCUUCCUACUGAGGAUAAUUUGUAAUACUAAGCUCCCCUAGCUGCAUUGCUUCAGAUGGAGUUGAAAGAACUCACCGCUUUGUAUUAUCUACACAUCGAGAAGCAGUUCAAGAAUUUUAAAAUAUACUCAUCUCUAGCUGAAACAUGCAUUUCCAAGCUUACUCUCACAGAAAGUUUUCAACUGCAGAAGAUUCAUUUGUAAUAUGACCAUGAAUUUUAUUUAAACGGUAUUUAAAUGAAUGCUUUAAGUUUAGAAUGUGUCCUAAGAGUAUUUUAACAUCUGGAAUGUGAGAUUCAACACUGUAAUAGCCAAUACUGUGAACACUUGAAAGAAUUACGUGUGGAACACAACACACAGGGUUUACUCACUACUUUAACAUUAACCAGUAGGAAACUUUGUAUGCUUUUGUAAAUCAUGAAAAGGGGAAAGUAAAAAAGAUAUUUUUACAUGUAAGUAUUUGUAUACUAUUUCCUAUUGUAUAUUUGUACAUAUGAAUCUAUAUUUUAUAUGUUCAUGACAUGUGUAUAUUCUCAUCAUCAGCUGCAACUCUUUGAGGAUGGGAACAAAAUCUCUUUACCAGUUUUCCUCCUUCUGACCAUUGGUUUCUUCUUCCUGUUGACAGGUGAUGCUAAGCUAUAAAGCCUCUUGCCCUUUGUGUUUUCUCCUGUAAAUGUAACUUACGAUUUUAUUUUUAAUAUAGCUUAUCUUUCACUGUUUAGUGCCAUAAGUGUUCGUGCUGGAUGCCAAAGGCUGGGGCCAUUGUUACAAUUGCAGAUAAAUACCUGUAUCGAAAUACAGACUCUGUCCCAGACCUCUGUGACUUGAUGUCUCAUCUGCCUGCUUGGAAGAGGAGAACAAUGAUGUUUUCCUACUCCCUGACUGACUGACUUUCUUGUAAGCUCUUGAGACAGAUACUGAGAUUUGCAAUGUAUUGCAUUUGUAUACUGCCUUGUAGAAGAGAUGCCUAACGUAUCUGAAGGUUACAGGCAAUGCUCUAAUAUAAAAAUAGUACUUUAAAGUGGCUGCUUCUUGUCCCUGGAGUUUAAAACCAAUCAUAGUCUAAUAUACCACAGGAUAAAAUCUGGUGGUGAAAGGGUCAUGGAUGCAUGAAGGGUUGUAGUAGUAAAAGACAGCAAGCUAGAUUUAUUUUUAUAUACAUAUUCAUUUUUCCAGUUCAGAUGGAUGGCUGGAUAGACAGAAAUCUAAUAAAGAAAUUGUAAUGCAGGAUUUGAAAAAAGCAGGGCACGCAGAAUUAGGAACAAUGUCCCAUAUUUUGUACAGGGAAACAUGGAGCAAUCUAAACCCCCCUGUGGGAAGAGGGGCUGAAAAGUCAAUCUGGACUUGGGUUUAGAAAGUGUUUGGGCAAAGUGAAUGAUACAAAGAAAGUGCUGCACAGGGAGUGCAGUUGGGCUGAACAGACUUACAUGGGAAGCAUUCUCACAAAGUGUAGACUUUCUCUUCAGGAAACACAGUGUAAGAAUUCUGCCUGAGUUACAUUCACAUGCAAGGCAGUUUUUAAGCCUGAGAAAAUUUUUAAGGCAGUUACAGCUUGUCAGUGCAUUGUAAACUGAGUUUCGUGCUGCAGCUCUUUGUAGAAUGCUUGCAUGCAGUAUGAAGUAACAUCUUGUGCUACGAGUAUCUAAGAAAAAUAUAGCUCUAGGAACAGUAAAACAUACAGCAAAAUUGAGAAGACCAUUAGAGUGUGGUUGUCACAGACCAAAAGUAAAAGUGUUGCUCCCUGUUUGUAGAGGGGCUUGGAUUUGUGGUGAGAGAUCUGCCUUUAGAACCACUGCAUCAGACUUCAUUAACAGUACAGUAAAUGAACAUUGGUUCCAUUAUUUAAAUGAGCCUGUCUUUAGCACAAACUGAACACGUAUUUGCGUGAUUUUUAUUGUAUGAUUAAGGAACUGUGACCACUGUGUUGAAGAUGAUUCUACGAAGAAAUGACUUUGUAGAAAUUUGUUACAAAUCAGCACUGUGGUACUGAAGAAAAAAUUUCACUGCUUGGCUGUAUGAUAAGAGAUCUCGAUUCACCUUCUGAGAGCAGUUAAGACAUCAGCUGAGAAUCAUUUAUUAAUUCUUUAAAGUAAAGCCUACUACAAUUUACCUGAAUGUAAUCAGUUCCUAAUUGCUUAUUCAUUCAAGCAGUCCUGUUUUAAUGAACUAGUUAUGAGUAUGGAACAAGCAGGGAGUUUACCUUAAGUUUUCAAAAUAGAUCUUCACUUUUUUGCUAUUAGAGGAAUACUUGCAAAUAAUUUGGUGUUUAUUUUUUUUUCCAUUAGUCAGCUAAGUCGUCACCAGAUGUUUCUUCCAUAAUUUAGUUGACUGUUCAAAAUACUUUUUAAAAAAUAUAUUUUUUUCUCAGCUUGCCAUAGCCUUCAUCUUACUAAAAGUUUAAAUUUUAAUACAUUUCAUGUUGCACUACCUUCUGAUUUUAUUUUUCAGAAAAAGAAGUUUUGAAUAGGAGCAGAAAUUUUCUUCUAUCUUUUUGAUCAGCUGAUUACCAAUUCACAGUUAAUUAACUGAAUAAAGAAAAAAAAAAAACAUCUGGAAUUUCUUUUCCAAAACAAUGUAGCAAAAAUAACGUCAACCUUUUCAUCCCUUGAAGAUGUCCAGAUCACUUCCCUCUGCUUCUAUCAAGGCCUCUUAGCAGAAAGAAAAUGGCAGUUUCCAGCCAAAUUCCCUUCCCAUCUGGGCUGGGAGACUCCAUCUGCAGAGUCCUUGUAUCAGGUACAUCAGUAAGCAGGAAGGAUUGAGGAAAAGUCCUACUGAGGAGCAGAUGAUGUUCCAAAUUCUAAAAAAUGCCCCCAAAAUUCUUCAAGAUAGGAGUAUCCCUUGAUCUCUCCUGCAAGUAUUUUUCCAGAUGUUCUGUUUCUCUGAAUGCCUUUAGCUCUAGAUUUGCUCCACUCUCUCUGAUGGUAAUUACCACCAAGGAGAAAAUGCCCUUGCAGGAAAAGGCAGAGGAACAUUGUGUGUUGUCAAAAUUUCUGUAUGAGCAACACCACAGAUGAAGAAGUCAGCCUGUUACUAUUUGAAUUGUGAGUUAAAGGCUCACUGAUUUAAGCAUUUCUGAGGACUGACUUCAAAACUAACAGAAAUCAUUUUGGCAAGUUCAGAUAGUGAGUAGUGCACCAAUCCCAGUACAAUUUUUGCACUUCUGAGUACUCUGGUAAGCAGUUUUUCUGUGAAGAUAGUGAUGUUAAGGAGGAGACCAUCCAACACUUGGAGAUUUAGACAGAAGUGUGGUCGUACACAAAGGCAGCCAGCCAGCAGAUCACAAGUUCUCAAACAGAAGAAAUGUCCAGGUAGGUAAAAUUUAUGAAGUCAUCACUCAUGAAUUAUAACUGGAUGGUGCCCUUACCACUUUGCAUAUUGAUGCUUAAAUGUUGCUGACAAUUUUUUUUCAGUAUGUGGUUCAGAAAGAGCAUGCGCGUUUAGAGGCUCUGUGUUUAGGCUUGAGCAAGUCUGAGAUUUGUUUAUGAUGAACCUGAGGGUACCCUGCAGAGUGAAACCCUGGUGUCAGUGCCAAGAGGAGUCUCUGCGGUCAUUGCCAUGUGCAGCGUACAUCAGGAAAUCAUGAAUUGACUAAAAAAGAACUGUUUUUCCUGACUAGGCAUAGUUAGCUCUUUUGAGCAGAAAGUGUUUCAUUUUCAGCAGAUGUGUCUCAUUCUGUUCCUUCGUUCCUAAGAGGGUACAGAGGAAUGUGACUUAACCAUGGGGGAGUGAAUAAUGAUAUGGUGAACAGUCAGCCACCGGGUUCAUGUACAUUUCUCUGGGUAUUUUCGGUGUAUAGCUAAUGACACAGAGAAAAACAAGCUUUUUGUAAGUUUUGUAUUGCAUAAUCCACAGAAGUCUCUUGUGUUUGUUCUGCGCUAGAGCCUCUAGGCAAACCCUCCAGAAACAAAGUGAAGGAGGAAGACACCAUUUUUCCCCAGCGAAAGAUAAGGCUUCUGUGGAAAACAUAAUAAUCUGUGUGGCAUCCCUGGCUUCUCUCCCCCAGCUUUUGUAGGCUCAUCCAGUCCCACUGCAUGACGUGCACUCUCCAGUUGAUUUGCACAGCAUGAAGUUUGCUCUGUUCUCACCUUCUAUGGGAAUGGCAGAGUGCUGGUGCUGACCCAGGUCUGAGGAGCAGCUGGCUCUGUCAAGUUAGCAGUGUCACCUUGCUUGGGGCAUGGUCUCAACUCAGGUGCUAAACUCAGUUUCUUUAAACUAGGUGGGAAAGAGAUCAGUGGGUUUUGUUAGUUUUUUGCAAGGUUAACUCAAAAGGAGUCACCAUUUCAUGAGUGUUUUAAACAGCUGAUUUUUCUUUUUUUUUUCUUUCUUGCUGCUGUUUCUGGGAAUUCAGGCAGAUAUGCAGCUGUCAGCACCUGCCACUGCUGUCCUGAUUUACUGGCCCUGUACUGUAAAGUUGAACUAAUGCAUGUUCUUACCAUGUAUUAUGCAUGACAGCAUGUUAUGUAUUUUAUUCCAGCACUAUAAUAAAUAAUGUAAGUAGUGUGUAGACUUAGUUUAAGUAGCAGAAGUAGGUUUUUUUGUUGUUUUUUUUUGUUUCUUUUUGGUUUUUUUUUUGUGGGUUUUCUUUUUUUUCACAUCAUGUGUCAUCCAGAGCACUUUGCUGGAGCUCUGUGAGUGCCAUUAGCAGCUGGCAGUAUACAAAUUGCUGAAGCCAGUCAGGAAAUAUUUACUAUUAAAAUAUCAGAAAUAGUUAAACUUGCUUUUGUGAAUGUACUACACUGCUCACAGCCACAAUUUUGUGAUCUGCUAUAAGAAAAACCUCAUGUCUAAGUGUAACCAAAUGACUUUAUUUACAUGGCUUGCACUGAGGUGUUGGCAGGGCAGCAAUUACAAGUUUUGGGAAUCUACGGCAUCUCUCUAAAGUAACUCUACAUGCACAAGAGUAACUAAGAAACCUGUAGUUCUUUCAUAACACUGCUGAAAAUAGUAGUUCAGGAGACACACAGAGAGAAAAAUGUUGUGCUCACAGUUCUUCUGACUGUUCAUCUAUUCCCUCCUCACUCAGACACUCAUAGAUCUGCAAACAUGAAGAGUGUCUACAGGGAAAGCCUUUUUUCCAGACAGUGGUGAGACAGAACAAAGAAGACUAAUCUCUUACAUGGCAAAUAUAAGCUAUAGUACUUGUUGUUUCAUGUUACUUUGUCUAUUUUCAAAGCCUGUGUCUACAUUAGCGAGAAAUGAGCUCAGCUGGAUAAGUUCUGUAGCCUGAAACUGCUAGUGCUAAGUACUUGAUGCCCACAUCAUACAGUUUGUGCCUACAGGCUGAAUGCAACUUGACUGGAGCACAUCUUGUAGUUUAACCAAAUCCACGUUCUGAUGACCACUCCAUGACGUAAAGCAAACCUUACAAAGUGGUGCCACUGCAGUGUGCUGCCCCACAGGAAAGAGAAAGUCCUACAGUUCCAUCUUUCAGCUAAAUAAAAGCCCUUCCCACCUCCCCCAGCCCCCUUAGGCUUUCCGUGGAUUACCUCUACUCAUAUACAUUUUCCUUUGAUAUAUGAGAUCAUGUGAGAUGAGAGAUCCUGACUCCUCCCAAGAAAGCAUCCAAGCCAUGAACGUGGUAUAGGACUGUGUAUCCCAGUCUGGAUGCAACAGGGAAAGUUAGAUGAAGAGUCAGUCCUGAUUCCACUUGUUGAUGUGGUUUUACCAUGCAUUAGUAAGUAUCUUUUCUAUUUUUUAAUAUACUACAAUCCCCUCAAAUUCCCUUCGUAAAUUUUCCCAGAUUUUUUUUUUUUCUUGUGGCCUUGCAGUUACGUAAGUAUAUGUGUGUAUGUGUGCAUGUACAUACAGGAUACAAGCAUUCUUCUGUUGUUACACAGUUGCUACUAUAGUUCCUAACAAACUGACUAGGAGGUUCUUUUUAUGCUACUUAUCACAUGUGGUUUUUGGUUGCCUUUUUGUAGUGCUAAUGAGAGCAUUCAUAGUAGGUAGCACUGUAAACUUAGAAAGAUUUCAUACUGUUUAUAUUCAUUGUAAAUAUUUUGCUAAUUGUUUUGCUACGUGACACUUAGUUUUUUGCUCCCAUUUGGAGAAUGUGCUUCUAUGUACUUGAAAAUUGUGCCUGGGAUAUUCUAAAAUACAAAUAAAUGUACACAGUUUUCCAA